Emiliania huxleyi CCMP1516 is the source of this 513-nucleotide messenger RNA. RefSeq names its product carbonate dehydratase-like protein. The record is from RefSeq and is a predicted model, not a curated record. The transcript has 3 exons. NCBI's taxonomy places the organism in Eukaryota, Haptophyta, Isochrysidales, Noelaerhabdaceae. The coding region runs from base 1 to 513 and encodes 170 amino acids.
AUGGGCGGAGCCUUCACCCUCGGCCGGCUCAAGCCGAUGAUCGCCGCGACAGCUUGGAUCGCUCCGAACGCUCAUGUGGUGGGCAAUGUGGUGCUCAGAGAUCGGGCAUCGAUCUGGUUCGGCGUUGUCGUGCGAGGAGAUAACCCGGAGCCCAUCACCAUCGGAGAGCGCACGAACGUCCAGGAGAACUCGGUGUUGCACGCUGAUGCGGGCGUGCCGCUCACUCUCGGCAACGACGUCACGGUCGGCCACUGCGCGAUGCUCCACGGCUGCACGAUUGGCGAGCGGCGCUGGCCGGCCAUCUUAGGCGACAACUCGCUGAUUGGCAUCGGCGCGACGGUGCUGAACAAGGCGGUCGUCGGGAAGAACUGCCUGAUCGGGGCGCACGCGCUGGUGCCCGAGGGGAAGGCGCACGCCUCACACGUCAUCCCAGACGGCUCCCUCGCCAUCGGGGCUCCGGCGAAGGUGGUCCGGACGUUGACGGAGGACCAGAUCAAAGGCGCGCAACCCUAG